AUGCUACUGCACCCCGAACAUUCCUCCGCAUACUGCAAUCAUUUCUUGGCCCUAGGCAUUAUUGUCCAAGGAGAGCUUUUCCGACGUUUUACCCGUUUUGAUAGUCCCAUGUUCAAAUCCUGCAACUACUGCAGACACAGGAAGAAGAAAUGUGUCUUGGACAGCCCGUGGGCAAGCCGCUGCACCGAAUGUGACCAUCUGGACCUGGUCUGCGAGUUUAGCCGGCGUCAGCCCAGCCUGAAGCGUCGCAAAACCUCCCAGCGCAUUGCGUCACGAGUCUCGGCUGUCGCCGCCGCAGCUUCUGCCCCGAGUCCUGCAGAAGAGCGCCAAUGGGCCAACACAGGCAGCAUUGUCUCUGUCGUCAAGGACGGGGAUAGUCAGUUAAAUUCUGCGGGCGUUACUCACUCCGAUGGCCAAAAGAUUAUCCUCAAAGAUGAUAAUUCAGAUACCCCAAAUUCAACAGCAAGAAAAUAUUGGGAUUAUGUUCACCCGCUCACUCCGUUUGUGCCAUCAGAAAUGAUCCAGGACGGCAAUGAGAGCUGGGACCCGGUGCUACACGAAUGUGUCGAGCUAGCUGCCAGUAUCUGGCUUCACCAUAGGCCCAAUUCGGAUCUGCCGCAACGGGCCAGUGAUUCCCUGGCAUUGGUGACUCAGGGCGAGAUGACACUGCAAUGCCUCGCCGGUGCCUUGUUGCUGAUGCUUCGUUUUCCUGUCGAGCGUGACUCUGUACAACGGGUAAGCAGCCAAUCUAACACCUUUCUUGGAUUCGUAUUGAAUAAAAUCAGGUAUUCGGCACCAUCCACGCUGCUUUACUCAUUGGGGAGGAACUACCAGCUCCCAUUCUUGCGGGCGCAGUCGUCGCCAACACCUGGCUUCGGCUAG
This is a messenger RNA of Penicillium riverlandense, 882 nucleotides long. Its product is annotated as Zn(II)2Cys6 transcription factor domain-containing protein. The transcript has a single exon. Gene Ontology annotation, biological process: regulation of DNA-templated transcription. The record is from RefSeq and is a predicted model, not a curated record. Gene Ontology annotation, molecular function: DNA-binding transcription factor activity, RNA polymerase II-specific; zinc ion binding. NCBI's taxonomy places the organism in Eukaryota, Fungi, Ascomycota, Eurotiomycetes, Eurotiales, Aspergillaceae. Bases 1 to 882 code for a protein of 293 amino acids.